AUGGUUGCCGACAAACGCUUAGAUCCGGCAUUUGGUCAAGGAAACCCUGAGUUUUGGAGAGAGAUCAUCAUGCUCACUCGUUACAAACAUGAAAAUCCUGUCUCUUUGUUGGGUUUUUCAGAUGAGGGUGGUGAGAAACUCCUUGUGUACGAGUAUCUAUCUAACCAAAGUCUUGACAAGUAUCUUAGCAGCACUGAUCUCUCUUGGAUCCAACGUCUUAACAUAUGCAUUGGGGCGGCUCGCAGGCUGGAGUAUCUUCACAAUCCUGGAAAGACCACAUACACCGUGAUAUCAAGAGUUCCAACAUAUUGUUAG
Molecule: messenger RNA, 315 nt
Organism: Cynara cardunculus var. scolymus (artichoke)
Lineage: Eukaryota; Viridiplantae; Streptophyta; Magnoliopsida; Asterales; Asteraceae
Product: probable serine/threonine-protein kinase PBL22
Exons: 1
Coding region: 1-315 (104 amino acids)
Biological process (GO): protein autophosphorylation
Cellular component (GO): plasma membrane; plasmodesma
Molecular function (GO): transmembrane receptor protein tyrosine kinase activity; ATP binding
Source: RefSeq, a predicted model, not a curated record